Molecule: messenger RNA, 159 nt
Organism: Entrophospora candida
Lineage: Eukaryota; Fungi; Glomeromycota; Glomeromycetes; Entrophosporales; Entrophosporaceae
Source: the annotation of a GenBank genome assembly
AUCGUCUUACUGUGCAAAUUGCCAUGAUAAAAAUAAUGGUAUCAGAAAAAUUGACUUUCAUCUGUUCAGUUUGUGAUGCUAAGAAGAAUACUCAAACUAGGGAGAAGAAAAAAGUCUUAAAAUUGGGUAGGAAUAUUUUAGCAAAGAAUGAGAAUAAAG